AUGAUUGGUGAUGCUUUGGAUGUGUUGGAAAAAUAUAUCAAAGAUGGCGUAGAUUUAAAUAUAGAAAUGUGUAAAUUCACUAGUCGAUGUUACGAAUUGUUUUUAAAUCAGCAAUUACCUAUUAGCGUUCGAUUAACUGCGAUUAAGUGUAUCGGUUAUUCAUUAUCCAAUGCAGAACCAUCUUUUGUGCUGCAAUCGUUAAAUACAAUAUUAGCUCCUCGGCUUCAAAGACUUCAAGGAAUCGUCGAUGGUCAAUGUACGUCCAGUUCAUCUUCUUUAGAGGCUCUCGAAGCAGAAUGUUUAUUUGAAAUAUCUGUUUUCUCAUCGCUAAUGGCUACCCUGAAGAUAAAGAUAAAAUCAGAAUCUGAUUCAAAUUUAAAUUUAUCAGUUGAUACCGAAUCGCCAGCGCUUAUCGUUUUGCAACAAUCUAUACCAUUUUUUCGUGAUUUAAUAGCAAAAUUUUCUUCUUCUGAAACUCUCGUUGAUAAAGUUUGUGAUGCAUUAAGAUCGGGGCUUGCUGUUGUCGAUAGAAAUUAUGCAUUGAUUAUAAAAUAUUACUGCGAGGUUAUUGAUGAAAUAUUAUUAAAACAUGUGGAUAUCGUGUCGAAUUUUGCUAAAAGCGUUAUUUUAAUAUUUGCUUCGACAGAUGUUUCAUCGAUAUUAUUUUCGUCACUAGUGAAAUGGCUUGAAGAAAUCAAUAGGACUGGUGAAAGUGAAAUCGCCGAAGGGUACAUUGAUCUUAUUUAUCAUCUUAUCAAAAAAAGUUGGAAUUUAUUUUUGGUCGAUCAAAAUAAUUCACUUUCGGCAUUGGAAAAUGUGGUUAAUAUUGCACUAAAGAAUUUGGCAAAAAAUCCAUCAAAUCCACUUUUAACUCGUAAAAGUGCAGCAUUAUUAACGAUUUUAAUUUUAAAAGCAAGCGAUAUAUUUGAUGAAUUAUUUCAAAGAAAUGCUCAACGUAUUGUUACAAUAUUAUUUUCACAAAUUAAAAUUGAAAUGAUACAAGCAACGAUUGAAUCAAUCGCUGAAGCCUUAAUGAGCAGAGAGUACUGUCAGAAUACUCAGGGUACACUUUUAACAGCUCCUCGGCUAUCACUUUUGAUAACAGAGAUAUCAUAUAUUGCUGAACUUCCAUAUGGAACAUCACAUUUCGUUGCAAUACUCAAAGAAUGUUAUCGAAAACGACAAUUUAAGCAGUUAUGUAUUGUGUUUAAUCAGUCAGUUCGUAAAGAAUUACAAAGUGGAUAG
This is a messenger RNA of Dracunculus medinensis (Guinea worm), 1245 nucleotides long. NCBI's taxonomy places the organism in Eukaryota, Metazoa, Nematoda, Chromadorea, Rhabditida, Dracunculidae. The record is from the annotation of a GenBank genome assembly.